Ruditapes philippinarum (Manila clam) is the source of this 2431-nucleotide messenger RNA. RefSeq names its product bcl-2-like protein 1. Gene Ontology annotation, biological process: regulation of apoptotic process; extrinsic apoptotic signaling pathway in absence of ligand; intrinsic apoptotic signaling pathway in response to DNA damage. The record is from RefSeq and is a predicted model, not a curated record. Bases 296 to 862 code for a protein of 188 amino acids. The transcript has 2 exons. Lineage: Eukaryota; Metazoa; Mollusca; Bivalvia; Venerida; Veneridae. Gene Ontology annotation, cellular component: mitochondrial outer membrane. Gene Ontology annotation, molecular function: protein homodimerization activity; protein heterodimerization activity.
UAGUUCUCUUAGUAAAUUACCUGUGUAAAACAGGUUCCUUUGAAAUAUUUCUAGACGUGGGUUAUUCUGAACAGUUCAGCUGUUAAUUUUUAUAAAGUGGGAUUAAACGUUCAUUGGAUAUCUAAAAAUAGAUCCACGGAAAAUUUCGAAGUUUACCGAACUAGUGCGCAGCCGGUACGAGUUUCACGUCAAUCUGUCGAUUAUCGCUUGAAGGCAAACACGGUUCGCGUCUAGUAUCUCGCUUAAAUUUGUUUAGUUUUUAGUUUAAGUUUGUUUUUUAAAUUAACAGAAAGAUAUGAGGAUGGAUGAGGAUGACUUUUCGAUCGGUACUAGUGGAAUAGUGGCGGAAUAUAUUACUUAUAAAGUACAACAAGCUGGAUUUGAUUACCAAGUUUCGCCAACAAGGAACUGCCCUAAUAACAAAGUAAUAGACACUGUGAAGAAACUGUGCAGCGAGUUUGAGAAACGGUACGAGUCGCAGUUUACCGAAAUGUGCGAAACUUGCUCGCAAGUUGAAUUAAAUUCUGCAAAUUAUGUAGCUGUUUUGGACCAAUUAAUUGUCAACGGACUUCAUUGGGGUAGGGUUGUUGCAAUAUUUUCAUUUGCGGGUGCUAUGUCAGUGUACUGCAUGAAAAAGAACCAGAAAGAGAGGGUUGACUGGAUCCGAGAGUGGACUUGCCAGUUCAUGGACAGUAAAGUAGAAAACUGGAUAAAUGAAAAUAAUGGAUGGAGAGGACUUAUAGAUUUUUACACGAAUGGCAUCAAGAAACCAGAAGAAAAAACAAAUGGAUGGGGAUCUGUUCUCAUCGGUGGUGCCCUCGGAGCUUUUGCGCUCGGUGCGCUCAUAAUCAACAAGGCAUGAAUGCUAGAUUAGCCUACACUUGCUGUAUUUCAAAUUUAGAUCUAUUUUAAAAUUCGUAGUAUAUUGUGAAUAGGUCAGUCGAUACGGGUAGGACAGGAUUCUACUGUUCGAAAGUGCACUUCUUCCGCGUGAUCGUAUAUGUGCUCGGAUUGGAGACAGACAUUUGGGACGAUUAGAAGUGAUUUUCGAACGGACAACAAGAAAGGAGGGUUGUAAAGAAUACAAGGAGGUGAUUCUGCUUCAAAGAACAGAGAGAUACCCCCACAAUUAACGUGCUAUAAAUGACACGUGAGAAUCUAUGGCCAGUGCAAUACAAACUCAUAAAGUGCUUAAUAGAAGAGCUUAAACAUUAAUACUGGUUACGGAAGUUCCAGUUAGCUGAAGAAAACAUUGUAGAAAAACAAAACAAAAAAAACAACAAAAAACUAUAAAAUUAUUUUUAAAAAUGUGUUAUGUAGAAAUUUUAAAAAGUAUAAAAAAAGCAAAAAUAAAAAAAAUGAAAAAAAAAAAAUGUUUUGAGAUGUUCCAUGCCAAUAUUGAUCAAAGAAAAAAACUUCAUAUUUGAUCAGACAUUUAACUUGACAAUAUUAUGCUUGAUAUAGUGAUACUGCUUGUAUACAUGUAGCAGUAAAUGUUACCAGAAAACGCAUUUCAAACUAACUUUUCCCCAUUUGUUUAUCAUUUAUCAUUUCAGUAUAAUUUCAUAAUAUAUAUAUAUUGUAUAUUGUUAUAAGUACAAAACACAUAAAUGACAUUACAUACAUGCUACCAUUGUUUAGUAAAGUACAUUGUACAUGAUAAAUACACUCGGCCCUAAAAGCCUAAGUAUGUUUUUCCUUUUCAACAAAUAAAUUGAUUGUUUUGAAAAUGUUAUCAUAAGAAUCAAAUAUAAGGAUUUGUUAUCACUUCAUUACGUAAUUUAUUUAUUACAUCGCCAUCUUGAACCAAGAGUCUAGUUUCAAUUCUUGGAAAAAAAGUGUUUCGUGUAUAUUUAUAGAGUUAAUGUAAUGUCUGUUUGUUUUGCUGUCUAGGUUUUAUCUACAAUAAACCACAAGUAUUUUCCUCUGGGCAUACUUGAUCACAGUUCAUGUGUAUGUAAACCAUAUAUCUAAACUUAAUUUGUUUUAAGGAUUUUCUUAUCAAUAUUGGAUGUGAUUUGGUACUUUAUCUACAUUUUUAUCCAUUUUGGUCUUUUGAAGUUCAUAUAGAAGAUACAUGUUUGUAUAUCACAGAGGAUCCAUUAUUUUUGCCAGAUUAGAUCGGAACAGAAUAGAACAGACACUAAGUUAGAUAAUAUAACAUUUUAUUAACAUUAUUAGGGUUAGAAUAACGAAAGGCCUCUAAGGCAGGCGCAACUUUUUCCACCGAACUGUGGUGGUAGGUUAUGUGUAAACUGUUCUUACUGUGGCUAAAGACAAUAGAUAUAGAGUUAACGAAAUUAUUUUAGAGAUAUUUUUUUCCGCUUAAAUGUCUUAUACAAUGUUGUCAGAUUGACAUAAUAUGGUCAGACAAAUGUAUAUGUAAGUAAGUCUGUAAGGUCUCUUAAUGAAAGAAAAGCUUCAUCUUGCG